CCAGCGAGGAUGGAGCUGCUGGUAUCGUCCAACUCGUCGACAGCAGCUGCUGUCACAUUCAUCACCUUCGUACAAGACCUCAAGAAGAAGACGAAACAAUGGGGACCUAUGAUCGAGCUGUGCGCCAGCGGCGAGAAGACACUGGAACGAUUCCGCUUCCAGUUCCCGGAUGACUGGCUGUACAGCGACCAACUACAAGGAGAAUGGAGCGCAUUCAACGAGAUACUGAAGCGGAAGAACGACUCCAUCCAGGAGCAACUUGCCGGCCUCCAAUUGAAGAUUGUUGCGGAGGACAAGAUCGUCGAGAACAAGAUUAACGACAUCAUUCAGGAGUGGGAGCAGACGCGGCCGGUGCAGGGCAGCAUGCGUGCCGAUACUGCGCUAAACACCAUCAACGUGUUCGAGGGCAAGCUCAACCGGAUACAGGAGGAGUACGACCUCGUUUGCAAAGCCAAGGAAGCACUCGACCUUGAGCUCAUCCGUCACACGCGUCUCGACCCAAUCUUCGAGGAGUUGCGCGAUUUGAAGGCAGUCUGGACCGCGCUGUCCGGAAUAUGGAACCAGAUUGGCGAGUUGAAGGAGAUGGCGUGGGCGACUGUGCAGCCGAGGAAGCUGCGCCAGCAUAUUGACGGGCUCUUGUCGUCGACGAAGGAUAUGCCGACGAGGAUGAGGCAGUACGCCGCAUUCGAAUACGUGCAGGACGUCCUGCGAGGACUUCUGAAAGCGAACACGCUCAUUUCCGAGCUCAAGUCGGAGGCCUUGAAGGAUAGACAUUGGAAGCAACUCUUCAAGGUGCUGCGCGUACCAACACAAGUCAGCCUACCUCUGCUGACCCUGGGACAUGUCUACGACAUGGACCUGCGGAGGAACGAGAACGUCAUCAAGGAGGUCAUCAUCCAGGCGCAGGGUGAGAUGGCCUUAGAAGAGUACAUUCGUCAGGUCAAGGAGGUCUGGACGAACUACACCCUCGACCUCGUCAACUACCAGAACAAGUGCCGUCUCAUUCGUGGCUGGGACGAUCUCUUCAACAAGUGCAGCGAGAAUAUGAACUCGCUAACCGCCAUGAAGUUGUCGCCUUACUACAAGGUCUUCGAAGAGGAGGCUGGCUCUUGGGAGGAGAAGCUGAACCGGAUUCACGUCCUCUUCGACGUCUGGAUCGACGUGCAGCGCCAGUGGGUCUACCUAGAAGGUAUCUUCUCCGGUAGCGCAGACAUCAAACACCUCUUGCCCGUCGAGACUGCUCGUUUCCAGAACAUCAACACCGAGUUCUUGGCAGUCAUGAAAAAGGUGUACAAGUCGCCGUUCGUCCUCGAUGUGAUGAACAUUCCUGGUAUCCAGAAGAGUCUUGAGCGUCUCGCAGACCUGCUCAACAAGAUUCAGAAGGCCCUCGGAGAGUACCUAGAACGCGAGCGUGCAUCGUUCCCCCGGUUCUACUUCGUCGGUGACGAAGACCUCCUGGAGAUCAUCGGUAACAGCAAGGAGAUCCUCCGUAUCAUGAAGCACCUUAAGAAGAUGUUCGCCGGUAUCUCGACGAUCAUGCUGGAUGAGCAGCUAACGCAAAUCGAGGGUAUGGCCUCUCGAGAGGGCGAGGAAGUGCAAUUCAAGACGCCCAUCCUCCUCAAGGACUUCCCGAAGAUCAACGAUUGGCUUACCAAGUUGGAGUCGGAGAUGCGCGUGUCGUUGUCUCUUCUACUAUGCGACGCUGUCACGGAGCUGCAGUCCUUCUACGGCUCGACCUCUCCGCUACCCAAGGACCAGUUCAUGGCGUGGUUGGAGAAGUAUCCCGCGCAGCUCGUGACGCUUGCUAUUCAAGUCGCGUGGACCGCCUCCAUCGAGUCCGCGCUGGAGGCUCAGGGCAGCCUCGAGAGCCCUCUGGACACCGUACGGCAGGGUUUGGACCUCCUCGCCGACGUUGUGCUGACCGAGCUCCUCCCUGUGACGCGGCGCAAAUGCGAGCAUCUCAUCACUGAGCUCGUCCAUCAACGAGAUGUCAUCCGAGACUUGAUUCAGAAGAAGGUCGUCGAUAAUCGUGCGUUCUCGUGGCUGUACCAGAUGCGGUUCUACCUCGACCAGGGCCUCGAGAACCCCCUAGACAGGCUCGCCAUCCGAGUCGCGGACGCGUCCUUCCCGUAUGGAUGGGAGUACCUCGGUGUACCCGACCGUCUCGUCCAGACGCCGUUGACGGAUAGGUGUUACCUCACGUUGAUGCAGGCUCUGGACAACCAGUUGGGUGGAUCUCCGUUCGGACCCGCUGGAACCGGCAAGACCGAGUCCGUCAAGGCGUUGGGCGUGCAGCUCGGCCGUUUCGUCCUUGUCUUCUGUUGCGACGAGACGUUCGACUUCCAGGCGAUGGGACGUAUUUUCGUCGGUCUUUGUCAAGUCGGCGCGUGGGGAUGCUUCGACGAGUUCAAUCGUCUCGAGGAGCGUAUCCUCAGUGCCGUUUCGCAGCAAGUACAGAGCAUCCAGCAGGGUCUCGCAACUCUUGUCAAGAACCCUAACACCGAGAUCGAGCUGGUUGGGAAGAACGUCAAGCUCAACAGUAACAUGGGUAUCUUCAUCACCACCAACCCUAACUAUGCCGGACGAUCUCAGCUUCCUCCUAACCUCACAAAGCUGUUCAGACCAAUGGCGAUGACCCGCCCCGAUCGUGAACUCAUUGCCCAAGUCAUGUUGUUCUCCCAAGGUUUCCGCACAGCCGAAUCCCUGGCCUCGAAGAUCGUACCAUUCUUCAAUCUCUGUGACGAGCAGCUGUCCCCUCAGCCUCACUAUGACUUUGGUCUUCGGGCGCUGAAAGCGGUGCUAGCAAGUGCCGGUAUUCUCAAGCGUGAGCGGAUGCAGAAUGCGGGCGAGGGCGAGGACGCCAUAGGGCUGUCCGAUGCUGUCUCUGAACAAGUCAUCUUGAUCCAGAGUGUCACCGAAACCAUCGUGCCGAAGCUGGUCGCCGAAGAUGUACCACUCUUGACGAGCCUUCUCGCAGACGUAUUCCCGGGUACAGAGUACGUCCCCGUCAAUCUUGACGCGCUCCGAGAGCAGAUAAGCAAAGUCUGCGCCGAGCGGCGCUUGGUGGAAGGCGAGAGGUGGAUCAACAAGAUUCUCCAGCUUUACCAGAUCCAGAAGAUUCAGCACGGUUUGAUGAUGGUCGGGUCGUCUGGUAGCGGCAAGACGAACGCCUGGCAGGUGCUGUUGGCCGCUCUCGAAAGGCUCGACGGAGUCGAAGGUGUCGCAUACGUGAUCGACCCCAAGGCCAUGCACAAGGACGCCUUGUACGGUACCCUCGAUCCUACCACUCGCGAAUGGAACGAUGGCCUCUUCACCCACACGCUGCGUAAGAUCGUGGAUGAUGUGCGUGGCGAGAGUGGCAAGCGGCACUGGAUUAUCUUUGAUGGUGACGUCGAUCCGGAAUGGGUUGAGAACUUGAACAGUGUCCUCGACGACAACAAACUACUCACGCUGCCGAAUGGAGAGCGUCUAAACUUGCCAUCGAACGUGCGCAUCAUGUUCGAGGUCGAGCACCUUCGUUACGCGACACUCGCGACGGUCAGUCGCUGCGGUAUGAUCUGGUUCAGCGAGGACAUCGUCGAGCCGAGCAUGGUGUUCAGGCACUACUUGGAGACCCUUUCGACCAUCGCUGUGGAUGCAGAGGACGAGGAAGUCGAGAUACCGGGUCGUCGUGUAGAUGCGCUUGCCGCAGAAGCGACGACAUCUCCUCAUCUUGCCACUCAGAAGCAGGUCGCAGGCGUUCUGGAGAAUUACUUCGCAGAAGAUGGGCUGGUUCUCAGUGCUCUCAGCUUCGCGGAGUCCCUCGAGCACAUCAUGGACUUCACCAACACUCGUGCGCUGAACACCCUGUUCUCACUGAUCAACAAGACCGUUCGCAACAUCAUUGAGUACAACAUCCAGCACUCUGACUUCCCUCUGGCGCCCGAGCGUGUCGAGCAAUACGUUGAGAAACGACUCUUGGUCAGCAUCAUUUGGGCGUUUUCUGGCGAUGCACGCCUGGAGUUGCGUUCCGAGUUGGGCGAGUUCCUGCGCAAGCAGACCGGGGUGGAUCUGCCGCCGUUGGGUCCUGGAAGCACCCUCCUCGACUAUGAUGUGCAAGUAGCGAACGGCGACUGGUUCCCAUGGGCUUCUCGAGUACCAGUCAUCGAUAUCGAGUCUCACGCGGUCACAGCGUCGGAUGUCGUCGUCCCGACGAUCGACACUGUCCGGCAUGAAGAAGUCCUCUACUCGUGGCUCUCGGAGCACAAGCCCCUCAUGUUGUGCGGUCCUCCUGGAUCCGGAAAGACCAUGACACUCUUCAGUGCACUGCGGAAGCUCCCCGACAUGGAAGUCGUCGGCCUGAACUUCUCGAGUGCUACUACGCCGGAGCUCAUUCUGAAGACAUUCGAGCAGUACUGCGAGUACCGAAAGACACCCAAUGGUGUCAUCCUGGCGCCUGCCCAGAUUGGCCGAUGGCUUGUAGUUUUCUGUGACGAAAUCAAUCUGCCCGCAACCGACAAGUACGGUACGCAGCGGGUCAUCUCGUUCAUCCGCCAGCUCGUGGAAGCGAAUGGUUAUUGGAGGACCACUGACAUGGCAUGGGUCAAGCUCGAGCGUAUCCAGUUCGUUGGCGCUUGCAAUCCUCCUACGGAUCCUGGUCGUGUCCCGCUCAGCCAUCGAUUCCUUCGUCAUGCUCCGUUGGUCAUGGUAGAUUACCCGGGUGAACUGUCCUUGAAGCAGAUCUACGGCACCUACAACCGCGCCGCGCUCAAGGUCCUUCCCAACCUCCGGACGUACGCCGAGCCACUCACGGAUGCUAUGGUAGCGCUCUACCUAGCAUCGCAGAAACGAUUCACCACCGAUAUCCAGGCUCACUAUGUCUACAGUCCGCGUGAAUUGACCCGUUGGGUGCGUGGUUUAUACGAGGCCAUCAAACCAUUGGAGACCUUGACCGUGGAAGGCCUCGUACGAGUAUGGGCUCACGAAGCUCUUCGCCUAUUCUCUGACCGUCUUGUCACUGAAGAGGAGAAGCAGUGGACAGACGAGAGUAUCGACAACGUCGCGAUGGAAAACUUCCCCACUAUCAACCGCGACGAGGCGUUGGCGCGUCCUAUCCUGUUUUCCAACUGGACAUCCAAGAACUAUGUCUCCGUCGAUCGUGAAGUCUUGCGCGAAUACACCAAAGCACGGCUUCGCGUGUUCUACGAAGAAGAGCUCGAUGUGCCCCUAGUGCUGUUCAACGACGUCGUCGACCAUGUGCUGCGUAUCGAUCGAGUGUUCCGUCAGAUCCAAGGUCACUUGCUCCUGAUUGGAGUUAGUGGUAGUGGCAAGACGACGUUGUCGCGAUUCGUCGCCUGGAUGAAUGGGUUGAACAUCUUCCAAAUCAAAGUCUCGAACAAGUACACCGGCGAUGAUUUCGAUGAGGACCUUAGAACGGUAUUGCGCCGUGCCGGAUGCAAAGGCGAGAAGAUAUGCUUCAUCAUGGACGAGUCGAAUGUCCUCGACUCUGGCUUCCUGGAGAGAAUGAACACUCUUCUAGCCAACGCUGAGGUCCCCGGUCUGUUUGAGGGUGACGAGCACGCUGCUCUCAUGACCGCUUGCAAGGAAGGUUCACAGCGCGAUGGUUUGAUGCUGGACUCGCACGAAGAACUGUAUCGUUGGUUCACGCAGCAAGUAGCCAAGAAUUUGCAUGUCGUCUUCACCAUGAAUCCUCCCGAGAACGGACUUGCCUCGCGAGCUGCCACCUCCCCGGCUUUGUUCAAUCGUUGCGUCCUGGAUUGGUUCGGAGACUGGUCUGACCAAGCAUUCUACCAAGUUGGCAUGGAGUUCACGAAUACGCUGGAUCUUGAUGUGCCCUCGUACAGUCCACCGGCCCUAUUCCCCAUCGCAUACCGAGAACUAUCAAUGCCUCCGAUCCACCGUGCCGCGGUAGUCAAUGCUCUGGUGUAUGUUCAUCAAUCGCUGCAUCAAAUCAACUUGCGCCUCAGUCGCCGGCAAGGGCGGUAUAACUACGUCACGCCGCGUCACUACCUCGACUUUAUCAACCACUACGUCCGGCUGCACAACGAAAAACGUGAGGAGUUGGAAGAACAACAACGCCAUCUCCAUGUGGGUCUGGACAAGCUGCGUGAGACCGUCACGCAGGUUGAGGAGCUGCGCAAGAGCCUUGCCAUCAAACGCACCCAGCUCGAGGCGAAGAAUGAGGAGGCCGAUAGGAAGUUGAAGCGUAUGGUUGCGGACCAACAAGAAGCCGAGCAGAAGAAGGCGGCAUCGAUAGAGAUUCAGGCUGAGCUGGCCGUACAAGACAAGCACAUCGAACAACGUCGCGCUGUCGUUAUGGCCGACCUAGCAGAUGCUGAGCCAGCCGUCCUGGAUGCCCAAGCAGCCGUGAGCAACAUCAAGAGGCAGCACUUGCAGGAAGUUCGUACCAUGGCCAAUCCUCCAGAGGCUGUCAAGCUGGCCAUGGAGUCCGUAUGUACUAUCCUUGGGCACAAGAUCGACAGCUGGCGUACGGUGCAGGGUAUCAUUCGUCGUGAUGACUUCAUUCAGCGAAUCGUCAACUUCGACACAACGACCCAGAUGACGAAACAUCUACGUGACGCCAUGAAGAGGGAUUUCGUUAGCCGGCCCUCUUUCAACUUCGAGACCGUGAAUCGUGCCAGUAAAGCUUGCGGACCUCUCGUCAAGUGGGCUAUCGCUCAAGUCCGCUUCUCCGAGAUCCUGGAUAAGGUGGAGCCUCUACGCAACGAAGUGCAGUCUCUGGAGGAUCAGGCGGGACGCACGAAGGAGCAGGCGAGGAUGAUGGUGACAAUGGUAGCCGAGCUCGAGGCCAGCAUUGAGCGAUACAAGCAGGAGUACGCAGCCCUGAUUCGAGAGACUGAAGCUAUCAAGGGCGAGAUGGAGCGCGUGGAGAGCAAGGUGAAUCGCAGCAUGACGCUCCUGGACAGUCUAUCGUCCGAGAAGACUCGAUGGGAAUCUGGCAGUCGUACCUUCGACGCGGAGAUGAGUACCAUCGUGGGCGACGUGUUGCUUUCCGCCGCAUUCCUGGCGUACGGUGGAUUCUUCGAUCAAUCGUACCGCGAGCAAAUGUGGCAGGAGUGGUCGUCGCAUCUCGCAGAGGCGAACGUCAAGUUCAAGACGGAGCUGUCCAUGCCAGACUAUUUGUCAACUGCGGACGACCGUCUCAGCUGGCAGUCCAAGGGAUUGCCUUCCGACAAUCUUUGCACCGAGAACGCCAUCAUGAUCAAACGUUUCAGUCGGUACCCGUUGAUCAUCGACCCGACCGGGCAAGCUACCAACUUCUUGCUGAAGGAGUACAAGGACCGCAAGAUUACCGUGACGAGUUUCUUGGACGAAGCCUUCCUGAAGGUCUUGGAGAGCGCCCUGCGAUUCGGCAAUACCCUCCUCAUUCAGGAUGUCGAACACCUUGACCCCAUUUUGAAUCCUGUGCUCAACAAAGAAAUUCGUCGUACCGGUGGCCGAGUCCUCAUCCGUCUCGGAAGCCAGGACAUCGACUUCUCGCCUUCGUUCACAAUGUUCCUGGCUACACGCGAUCCCUCCGUCGAGUUCUCCCCCGAUAUUUGCAGUCGUGUUACCUUCGUCAACUUCACGAUGACUAGGAGCAGUCUGCAGAGUCAAUCCCUCGACCAGGUUCUCAAAGUCGAGCGAUCAGACACGGAGAAGAAGCGGACUGACUUGAUGAAGAUGCAGGGCGAGUUCCGCCUGCGGCUACGGACGCUGGAGAAGCUGCUAUUGCAAGCGCUGAACGAGUCGAGUGGAAACAUCCUGGACGACGACAAGGUCAUCAACACUCUGGAGACUCUGAAGCGCGAAGCAGCAGAGAUCACGAGUAAAGUGGAGGAGACAGACUUGGUCAUGCGGGAAGUCGAGCAGGUCACCGCUGAAUAUCUGCCUCUGGCACAAGCGUGCAGCGCUGUGUUCUUCAUUCUCGAGCAGCUCAAUCUCGUCAACCACUUCUACCAAUUCUCCUUGCGCUUCUUCCUCGACAUAUUCGACUACGUCCUCCAUCAGAAUCCGAACCUGAAGGGCGUAUCCGACUAUCAUCGCCGCAGAGAGAUCCUGCUUAACGACCUGUUCCUCAUGGCAUACAAGCGGACGUCUCGCGCACUCCUUCACCGGGACCAUGUCAUGCUUGCUGUUCUCCUAGCACAGGUGAAACUUCGAGGCAUUGAGGAGAUCGCCGACGAGCUCGAGUUCCUCCUGGAGAGCGGUGACAGUGCCGUGACUGUGGGCGGCGGUAACGCUGAUAUCCAGAGCCUCGCCUUCCUGUCUGUCGACCAGAAACAACGCCUGGAGAGUUAUGGGAGACAGCCGAUAUUCAAGCCUGUUCUAGAACACCUCUUGCAGCAUCAAAGCGAGUGGGCUGCAUUCCUGGAGUCGAGUGCCCCUGAACAGUCAGUUCCCUCUCCAUGGGAUCCCAGCACGCCCGCUCUGGAGGGUGUCCGCCGGAUGCUCGUCAUCAAGUGUCUCCGGCCAGACCGAUUGUUACAAGCCACGGCCGCCUUCGUGCGCACUGUCUUCCAGGCAGAUUUGAACGCCGAGUCCGCGUACAACCUCGGGACGUUGGUCACUGAUGAGAUCCUCCCCGCAACACCCUUGUCGCUGGUAUCUGUCACUGGGUAUGAUGCCAGUUAUCGAGUAGAGAACCUGGUUCGCGACAUGAGUGCCCGUUGCGCCUCAGUUGCGAUGGGUUCGCAGGAAGGCUUCACCCUCGCGGAUCAAACUAUCGCUUUGGCAGCACGCCAGGGUACAUGGGUUUUGCUGAAGAACGUCCACCUGGCCCCGUCAUGGCUUGGACAACUCGAGAAGAAACUACAAACCCUCAAUCCCCACCGCAACUUCCGUCUUUUCCUCACCAUGGAAGCUAACCCAAGCAUUCCUGUGAACAUCCUACGUCAAUCGAGAAUCCUCAUGAACGAGCCGCCACCGGGUAUCAAGGCCAACCUCACCGAUUCGCUCCGCGGUAUCUCGAACUCGCGUCUGUCGCAAGGGCCCGCUGAGAAGGCCCGAUUGUACUUCCUGUUGGCCUGGCUCCACGCUGUUGUUCAGGAGCGUCUGCGCUAUGUUCCGCUGGGCUGGAGUAAGUUGUACGACUUCAACGACUCCGAUAUGGCUUCCGCAUUCACCACGAUCGACACCUGGAUCAACUCCGUGGCCAAGGGCCGUGCGAACAUCGACCCCGCAGUGAUUCCAUGGGAUGCCCUCCGAACGCUCGUCAAGCAGUGCGUAUACGGUGGACGCGUCGACAGUGACUUCGACCAAAAGAUCAUCGAUGCCUUCGUUGACGGAUUGUUCACCCCGGCGGCGUACAACGUUGACUUCGACCUCGUACCCAGUGCCACUGGUUCUAGAGUGCUCGGCGUGCCAGACGGAACGAAGCUCGACCACUUCCUGACAUGGGUGCAUGGUCUACCAGAGCGGGAACCGCCAGCUUGGCUCAGCCUCCCUCCUACAGCGGAGCGUGUCAUUGCUGUCGCACAAGGAAACGAGCUUCUCGGCAAACUCAGGAAGAUGCGUAUGCUCGCUGACGACGACGACGCAGCAGCGGCUAGCGCGGGUCCAUCGAAGGCGCAGGCAUCGCAGCAACCUGCGUGGAUGAGGCAAUUACAUGAGCGUUGCAAGGAGUGGCUUGAGCUGCUCCCAUCGACGUUCCACACACUCGAGAAGCAGAGUAGCGACAACCAGGAUCCGCUGUAUCGUCUGUUCUACCGCGAAGGUACCAUCGGCAGCAAGCUCCUCUCGCAAGUCCGCAGAGACCUCGCAGACGUCGUCAAGGUCUGUGAGGGCGCCCUCAAGCAAACCAACCACCUGCGAACCCUCAUGAGCUCGCUCACGAAGGGCACGAUCCCCGACCACUGGCGGCGGUACAAGGUGCACAAGGCGCUCGCCGUGUCGGGCUGGAUCUCGGACCUUGCGCGGCGGCUCGCGCAGCUCGACCAGAUCGCGGGCCUGGACAACCUGAACAACGUCGAGGUGUGGCUCGGCGGGCUGUUCUUCCCCGAGGCGUACAUCACCGCGACGCGCCAGGCGGUCGCGCACCGCAAGAAGUGGUCCCUCGAGACGCUCAACCUGAAGCUCGACAUCGAUCGCGUCAAUGACCCGAGCGCCUUCAUUGUGGACGGCCUCGUCCUGGAGGGUGCGAAGUGGGACACGGACAAGCUCACGCUGAACAACGGGGAGACCGUCCGGCUGAACCCGUCACAGAUCCGGUGGGUCCAGGCGGAGGACGUGUCCACGGAGGGCACGGUCAACCUGCCUGUGUACCUGAACAGCGACAGGAGCCACGUCCUCUUCACCGUCGACCUGCCGUUCGACAGCACCGCGGGCGCGCUGGUUGCGACCCGCGCGGUGUGUCUCACUGCUGGGGGCUAGAUGCGUGCGUAGACGGACAUAGAGGAUAGAGUGCAUUGGUUCGUUGGAUGGGUUGUUGGAUGAUACCCGCGUACGCCUACGAUAUGAUAUGAUGAUACCUUACGACGAUGUUAUUGCGUACUGAGUCGCUGCAGAUGUAGCUUGCUAUCUAAUGAUACUUACGAUUUCACGGA
Messenger RNA from Rhodofomes roseus, 10544 nucleotides. RefSeq names its product dynein heavy chain protein 1. The transcript is spliced from 15 exons. The coding region runs from base 10 to 10371 and encodes 3453 amino acids. The record is from RefSeq and is a predicted model, not a curated record. Gene Ontology annotation, cellular component: dynein complex. Gene Ontology annotation, biological process: microtubule-based movement. Lineage: Eukaryota; Fungi; Basidiomycota; Agaricomycetes; Polyporales; Fomitopsidaceae. Gene Ontology annotation, molecular function: dynein intermediate chain binding; dynein light intermediate chain binding; ATP hydrolysis activity.